AUGCCCAACGUGUUUACCAAAUUAGCACCUAAAUUGACUUUCGUGGAAACGAUGCCCGAGGAGUUCAAAAACAAGGACUACUCCAACGCCCGACACAUCUCAGGCAUAACUCACGAGAUGCUCAUGUCGUUUGAGAUCCGGGGUAUCGUCGGGGAACAGACCGGCCGUAACCCUCAUUACCCGAACUCUACGGCCGACUCUAACCAACAGUUGUCCGAAGCGUUUGGUAAACCCCUGACCGACAGCGCCGACAUCACCGGCUCUCAGGACUAUACGUUCACCACAAAGAAUCAGUUAUACGCCUAUACUGUCAACUAUUGGAUGAUUUGGGGCUUUAUGCUGGACGAUCACCUGGAUAACCUGGAAUUGAACAAUGAAAACAAGCACAUCAUAUGCGAGUGGCAGAAGAAGGUUCUGUUGGGCGAAAGUGAGGGCACAACUGGUUUUGACACAAUGUUAGUAAAGGCUAUGAAACUGACUAAAGAUAUGCUGACGGCUGACCAGUUUGUACGACAAGUGACGUAUAGCGUCGGUUGGAUCGGCACAUACCUGACCGUCAAUCACACAAAGUUUAAUAACAAACUUAUGACUUAUGAAGAGUAUUGGUAUCAGCGGUAG
Medioppia subpectinata is the source of this 618-nucleotide messenger RNA. The record is from the annotation of a GenBank genome assembly. Lineage: Eukaryota; Metazoa; Arthropoda; Arachnida; Sarcoptiformes; Oppiidae.